Sitodiplosis mosellana (orange wheat blossom midge) is the source of this 1533-nucleotide messenger RNA. RefSeq lists its product as uncharacterized. The record is from RefSeq and is a predicted model, not a curated record. The transcript is spliced from 4 exons. NCBI's taxonomy places the organism in Eukaryota, Metazoa, Arthropoda, Insecta, Diptera, Cecidomyiidae. The coding region runs from base 1 to 1533 and encodes 510 amino acids.
AUGAAUAACUCGAUUCGUGACUACAGACAGUCAUUCCAUUUAAUAAUAGUCGAUGAUUGCGAACGUUUACAAAAUAUUUUGAAUGAAUUUUCCGUGAAAGACUUCCAUUUGGCCCAAAGAUUUUUACUGGUCGCCACUGAAGAUGUGCAUAAUGCUACGGAAAGCUUAAACACGAUCUCCGCAGUUCUAUGGAAUAAUGGUUUACUCAAUUCGAAUAUUUUAAUCCAAGAUAAACAUUGGUCGCUCAAUACAUUUUUGCCUUUCCAACAUGACUGCUCCACGAUGUCUCGUUUGCAAAUUACAACAUUCACACCUCACAACUUCACCCGAAAUAUGAGCUCAUCGAUCAACGAGUUAUUUCCACAAAAAUGGCGUAACUUUAACAAAUGCCCUGUAUACAUCGCAGCGGCUCAUACUAAACCGUUUGUUAUUGUCCACAAUAACUCUGGUGAAGAUAUCCGAAUAGAAGGCAUUGAUAUUUUACUGGUUGAACACAUUGCAAAGGUCAUGGAUCGUGAGGUGAAUUUGACAAUUGGUGGUCUUAUACUCACCAAGGAUCGACUGGCAUUUUUAAAGCCUAGCCACCCAAUUAUGCAGACAUCAUUUGGUUUUGCAUUUAGAAGGGAAGAUUUCUUCAUGAUAAUGUCUACUUUUGCGGCCCCGUUUCGAACUCAUAUGUGGAUCAUAAUAUGUAUCUUCGCAUCGGUUAUGACUGUUCUAAUUUUGUUAUCGAAAAGUUUACCACGGAAAUGGCGUCAUUUUUAUAUUGGCGGUCGAAUGAACCGAUCACCAAUACUGAACAUGUGGCUUUUGAUACUGGGCAAAUCUAUCGCCAAUCCGCGGAUUGCCAAUGGUCUGAAUUUUAGCAAUUUUUCACGCACUCUAGCCAUUUUUCGGAUACUUUUGUGGUUCGUAAUUCGAAGCUGUUACGAGGCGGCUUUGUUCAAUAAACUACAAAGUAAUUAUCCUGUGUCUGGUUUUGAUACCGUUGAAAAGGUUCAAUCGUCCGACUGCAAAAUUGUCAGUGUUGCUUCAGCUGUUCCAUUGAUGCAAAGCCUAAUCGCAUCAGAACGGAUAGUAGUAAUUAAUACAGAGCAAACGGCUGCUUUGAAUUAUUACUAUGAUCAUAAUGACGAGAUUAAUGGUGUUGUUCUUGUGGCUGAUUUGGCUUGCAAAUAUUUUAAUUUGUUAAAUUCACCACGAAAACGUUUGACUUUUACAAAAGAUUCGUUAUUCAUUUACACUCCUGUGGUGUAUUUCCAUAAGCAAUCCAUCAUGCACAACAUAUUCAAUGAAGAAAUUCUGGAAAUUCGAGAGGCCGGUUUAAUAAAUUUCUGGACUAAAAAAUACGUCGAUAAUCGAAGGCCUAAUUCGAAUCAGGGGACACGAACAAAACUUCAAAUCGAUCAUGUAGUGGCCGUUCUUCACAUUUGUAGCACCAUGUAUGCCAUUAGCUUCGUUGUGUUCAUAAUGGAAGUCAUCAGUGUAAAGUGUCGUCGUAUCAAAUACGUUCUUGAUUACUUGACAUUCUAA